Osmia bicornis bicornis is the source of this 1251-nucleotide messenger RNA. Its product is annotated as protein toll-like. The record is from RefSeq and is a predicted model, not a curated record. Gene Ontology annotation, molecular function: protein binding. NCBI's taxonomy places the organism in Eukaryota, Metazoa, Arthropoda, Insecta, Hymenoptera, Megachilidae. The transcript is spliced from 3 exons. The coding region runs from base 69 to 1013 and encodes 314 amino acids.
GCUAUCAGAAGAAUGUUCAGUUAAUUAAACGCUCGUUCUCGACGCUGUUCUUUGUCCAACGUAGAAUCAUGAAGUAUCUGUUAAUAGCGUUUUUCAUUUUCAAUCUAUUGGCAAGUGCCGUGGUCGGGCAGGACAAGUGUCAAACCAUUAUCAACCAGCAAGGUGUUAAUACGGUGGAGUUUGUGUGCACAGAUUUAACGAACCUACUCGAAUUGGAGAAAGCGAAGAGUAAUACUACCAGUAUUGAAAUUACGGAAUCGAGGAUAGCUCACAUACCAGGACAUGCUUUAGCACGAUUCGGUGCAACACUAAUCACAUUGGAUUUACAUGGGUGCGGCAUAGGAACGAUAGAUUCCUAUGCAUUCAUAGGACUCACAAAUUUGAAAAAUUUAAUAUUAUGGGACAACAGAUUGAGAUUUGUGGCAGGAGAUUGGUUUGUGAACACCUACAACUUGAAGACCCUAGAUAUAUCGUUCAACUACAUCGAAGUAAUCGACUACAGAAUAUUCCAGCAUCUUCCCAAUUUGGAAAACUUCUAUUUUGAUUAUAACCGAAUUAAAACUAUCGAAUACAGUAUGUUCGCGUACCUAACAAACCUUAAAAAUGUGAAGUUUGAAAAGAAUCCACUGAAUUGGGGAUUUCGUGCACUUUUGACGUGGCAAUUGGAAAAUCAACGCGUAAAAUACAACGAAGAAUGGGAGGAUUGGGGGUGGAUGAACGCCGUCAUCAAAGAUUGCUCGGAGAGCGGCCAGGGUGAAAUACCGAAAGACACGAUUCUCGAUUGCGCCGUUGGAAAACUACUCGACUUCACGCAGCAAAUAUUUUCCACUACUAUGAGAGAACAAAAUUUCGAUUGCACUAUGAAAGCACGACAGUUGGUUCGUUGUAUGAGACCAAAGAAUGCUACCGGAAACUCAGAUAACGAGACCGUGCGAAGAAUACUCGAGGACUACACAACCGUCUUAAAACCAAUGUCAAGAUCACUGGCUAGAUUUUCACCACCAACUAAUUAAUUAUUUUAUGAGAGUUCCUUUUUAUUUCAAAAUAUCUAUUUAAUCCUUGGACAGCGAGUAGUCGAGACGAAGAACAAUUUAAAUUUUAUUUUACAUCCUUCCUUUAGACAUUAGUUUUCUAAUGUAUUAUAUAAUUAGGCUAUGAUGUUUCAUUUACUAACAAAUUUCUAAUUCGUUAAAUUAUGUGAAAACUGUAGAUUUUCUAUAAAUAGAAAUAAAUAUCAAGAUUAUAUGAAAA